Mixia osmundae IAM 14324 is the source of this 1858-nucleotide messenger RNA. RefSeq lists its product as uncharacterized. The record is from RefSeq and is a predicted model, not a curated record. NCBI's taxonomy places the organism in Eukaryota, Fungi, Basidiomycota, Mixiomycetes, Mixiales, Mixiaceae. The transcript has 3 exons. Gene Ontology annotation, molecular function: nucleotide binding. Bases 200 to 1495 code for a protein of 431 amino acids.
UGCUUUUGACUCUCCGCUCGACUUGUUGCGGCUCGAUGAUCGAGUGCCAGCCGAGCUGGCACUCUUUGCGGUCUUCUUUGGGGGCAUGUCGAGCGACUAUCGAAUGGUGUGGGACGAGCGCUCCUUCGCGUGACGUCAACGUCCACGCCUACGCGACGAAGUGGCUCUUUCCUGCUCCAGCACGGUCGAUCAAUCAGUCAUGGUCGGCACGCUUCCCUCUGCUUUCCAUCCGGACGAUCACGACGGCAAGAUCAACACGGCACCAGACGGGCCCACGCCGGACAGACGCACUGGCAAGCCUAUCGACCUCAAGUGGGGCAUACUCGCCACAGGUGGCAUCUCCCAAAGCUUCACCAAGGACAUCCUCAUCAGUCCCAAAACGAGAGAGGUGCAAGAUAUCACUCAUCACGUCGUAGCAGCCGCUUCACGUUCAAAGGCAAAAGCACAAGAAUUCGUAGACACCUAUUGCAAGACGAUCGACGCUCAGCAAGCUGGCGUAUCGACGCAGGCCUUUGGCUCUUACGAAGAGCUGGUUGCAUGUGAUGAGGUGCAGAUCGUCUACAUCGGCUCACCACACUCCCACCAUUUUGAGCAUGCUAAGCUCUGUCUGAAUGCCGGCAAGCACGUCCUUUGCGAGAAGCCGCUCACAGUCAACGCCGCCCAGGCCGAAGAGCUCGUACGACUAGCGCGAGAGAAGAAAUUGUUCUUCAUGGAGGCAGUGUGGACCCGCUUCUUUCCCAUCAUGUACGAGAUCCAGGCAAGAAUACGUGCUGGCGAUAUUGGCGAUGUGACGCACGUCCACGCCGAGUUCGCCAUGAACGCUAGUGUCGACAGUCUGGCAGACACGGAGCGACUGAUCGAUCCCAAGCUUGCCGGAGGUUCACUGCUCGAUAUGGGUCCCUAUCCGCUACUGCACGUUCUUCUCGCGCAACUGCACCCGCUGCUGGCUUCACAAGGCAAACAGGACAGCCAAGAGCCGAUCCCACUGCCCAAGAUUGCCGCCUCGAGCGUGUUCGGCUCCAAGAAGCUAGCAGAUCGCGUCGGAGGUCCAAUUGACGAAGCUACGACCGCUAUAUUGACUUGGCCAUCCGCACACGCCGGCGAAGGAGCAGACGAAGUCGAGACGGUCAUCAGUACUUCCUUCCGACGAGAAGGCGAUCCCCAGCGUGUCGUACAGAUCCAAGGGACCCGCGGCACCAUCAGUAUCUCAUCCACCCCAUGCCGGCCGACAGCUUACAAGCUUCGCUCGUGGGCCAGUCCGUCGAGCAUGACAUACGGCGCGACAGCCGAGCACCAGGAGGAGCACACAUUCGAGUUGCCUGGCGGAAUACAUGGCUUUGGCUUCGAAGCCGACUGUUGCGCAAGAGCUAUCAGAGCUGGUGAGAUUGAGCACAGUCGGAUGCCGCACCGCGAGACUAUUCUCCAGAUGAAGAUAUUCGAUGAGAUCCGCGGGCAGACCGGCUUGACCUAUCCAGAAUCCAUCGAGGCCGUGUAGCUAUCAUUCGAUUGCACCGGACAGGAGCAGAGCUGCACGCGCUGCAGCAUUGAUGUGCUUGAAACGAUCAGGACCCAGAUGAACCCCGCCGAACCAUCGUGAGACGACAACCACCACAUCAGUCGCAUGACAAAGCUCGAGCAGAUGAGCUAAGCGGCCUCCCGCUGCGGUCUCGCCGUCAUCGUCGCAAUCGUGAUGAACGAUGCCCGUAUCGGGUGCUCGCCAACGCCAUGCAGAGAUAUUGUGUGCAGCUCGGGCAAUCUUGCGAUCUGAAAGGAGAUACGAGAGCACGCUACUAACAUCGUCGCGAGACUUCAAACGACAGGCAUGGCCGACAAAGACGGACUUGCGGUCCACAAUUGG